GAUCUAGGAUGGCAGUGAACAAGGGCCCAGCCUUGCUGGAUGGAGACCUCCCUGAGCAGGAGAACGUGUUGCUCCGGGUCCUGCAGCUGCCCGUGGUGAGCGGCACCUGUGAGUGCUUCCAGAAGACCUACACCAGCACCAAGGAAGCCCACCCCCUGGUGGCCUCCGUGUGCAAUGCCUACGAGAAGGGUGUGCAGGGUGCCAGCAGCCUGGCUGCCUGGAGCAUGGAGCCAGUGGUCCGCAGGCUGUCCACCCAGUUCACAGCUGCCAAUGAACUGGCAUGCCGAGGCCUGGACCACCUGGAGGAAAAGAUCCCAGCCCUCCAGUACCCUCCUGAAAAGAUCGCCUCUGAGCUGAAGGACACCAUCUCCACCCGCCUCCGCAGUGCCAGAAACAGCAUCAGCGUGCCCAUUGCAAGCACUUCAGACAAGGUCCUGGGGGCCACUCUGGCCGGCUGUGAACUCGCCUGGGGGGUGGUCAAGGACACCGCGGAGUACGCAGCCAACACCAGAGCUGGCCGGCUGGCCUCUGGAGGGGCUGACCUGGCCUUAGGCGGCAUUGAGAAGGUGGCAGAGCUCCUCCUCCCUCCCGCCAAGGAAGAGACAGCCCCUGCUGCUGGGUGUCAGCAGGCCCAGAAGGCCCCCAAGACCAAGCCAAGUCUCUCGAGCAGAAUUGGGGCCCUGGCCAACACCCUCUCAAGACACACCAUGCAGACCACAGCCUGGGCGCUGAAGCAGGGCCAUGCCCUGGCCAUGUGGGUUCCGGGUGUGGCACCCAUGAGCAGCCUAGCCCAGUGGGGUGCAUCAGCAGCCAUGCAGGUGGUGUCUAGGCGGAAGAGCGAGGUGCGGGUGCCCUGGCUGUACAACCUGGUGGCUUCCCAGGAGGAGGACCAUGAUGACCAGACAGACACAGAGGGAGAAGAGAUGGAGGAAGAAGAAGGCUCGGACAUCGAGGAGAACAAGCUCAGUGAGGUAGCAGCCCUGCCCAGCCCGCAAGGCCUUCUGGGUGGCGUGGCACACACCCUACAGAAGACACUCCAGACCACCAUCUCGGCCGUGACAUGGGCACCUGCAGCUGUGCUGGACACAGCAGGGAGGAUAUUGCACCUCACACCAGCCAGGGCUGUCUCUUCCACCAAGGCCAGGGCCAUGUCCCUGUCAGAUGCCCUGAAGGGUGUUACUGACAACGUGGUGGACACAGUGGUGCACUAUGUGCCGCUCCCCAGGCUGUCGCUGAUGGAGCCGGAGAGCGAAUUCCGGGACAUCGACAACCCUCCGGCCGAGGUCGAGCGCAAGGGGUCCCGGCCCGCCAGCCCCGAGCCCGCGCCGCGCCCCGCGCCGCCCCGC
Messenger RNA from Castor canadensis (American beaver), 1346 nucleotides. RefSeq names its product perilipin 1 (gene Plin1). NCBI's taxonomy places the organism in Eukaryota, Metazoa, Chordata, Mammalia, Rodentia, Castoridae. Gene Ontology annotation, biological process: lipid metabolic process. The record is from RefSeq and is a predicted model, not a curated record. Gene Ontology annotation, cellular component: lipid droplet.